This is a messenger RNA of Plectropomus leopardus (leopard coralgrouper), 4398 nucleotides long. RefSeq names its product lamin B2 (gene lmnb2). Gene Ontology annotation, molecular function: structural constituent of cytoskeleton. NCBI's taxonomy places the organism in Eukaryota, Metazoa, Chordata, Actinopteri, Perciformes, Serranidae. Gene Ontology annotation, biological process: nuclear migration; heterochromatin formation; nuclear pore localization. Gene Ontology annotation, cellular component: nuclear lamina; nuclear envelope. The record is from RefSeq and is a predicted model, not a curated record.
GCGGCGUCGGCCAUCUUGGAAUCACAUCAGUGUUUCAGGUUACACUCUGAGACACUGCAUGAGCACGCGACUCAUUGAUUGGCCUCCUAUUGCUAAUUAACGAGAUAAACUAUUUUGCAUCCCCAUUUACCUCGACAGCAUACACAUCUGUGUUUUUACUGCUCACGGAGCGGAGAAGCAAACUCAGGAUUUUUUCAAAGAACCGUCAUGGCGACAGCUAGCGCUACCCCGAGCCGUGAGGCUGGCCGGUCGGCGGCCUCGACACCGCUCUCCCCGACCCGGAUCUCCCGUUUACAGGAGAAACAAGACCUGCAGCACCUCAACGACCGGCUCGCCGUGUACAUCGACCGCGUCCGGUCUCUGGAGCUGGAGAACGACCGGCUGAUGGUCAAAGUGUCUGAAAAAGAGGAGGUUACUACCAGAGAGGUGACGGGUCUGAAAUCUCUGUAUGAGGCAGAGUUAGCUGAUGCUCGACGGGUUUUGGAUGAAACUGCGAGAGAGAGAGCCCGGCUCCAGAUAGACCUGGGCAAGGCUCAGGCUGAUCUGGAGGAAGCCACACGCAGUGCCAAGAAGAAGGAUAGUGAUCUUGCCGCCGCGCUGUCCAGGGCCAGUGGUUUGGAAGCCCAGCUGAACAAGAGUGAGGCGUCUCUUGCCACAGCUUUGAGCCAGAAUGCCACUCUGACCUCUGAGCUGGCCGAUGUCAAGAGCCUGCUGGCUAAGGCGGAGGACAGCCAUGCUGUUGCUAAGCGUCAGCUGGAGGCAGAGACACUGAUGCGCGUGGACUUGGAGAACCGCUGUCAAUCCCUGAGUGAAGAGCUGGAGUUCAGGAAGAGCAUGUUUGAAGAGGAGGUGCGCGAGUCUCGGCGUCGACAGGAGCAGAGGAUAGUGGAGGUGGACUCUGGAGUGAGACAGGACUACGAGUUCAAACUGGCACAAGCUUUACAGGACCUGAGGAGGCAACAUGAUGAGCAAGUCUCUCUUUACAAGGGAGAACUGGAGCAAACUUUCCAGGCCAAGUUGGAUAACGCCAAGGUGUCCUCGGAGAUAAAUGACAAGGCAAUAAGCACAGCCAGGGAGGAGCUGCAGGAGUCCCGUAUCAGAAUAGAGGGCCUUGGAUAUCAGCUCAGUGCCCUGCAGAAACAGCUGGCCGCUUCAGAGGAUCGCAUCAGAGAGCUGGAGGAAAUUCUGUCUGGAGAGCGAGACAAGCACCGCCGUGCCAUGGAGGCAAAAGAACAAGAGAUGACUGACCUGAGAGAAAGGAUGAACGCUCAGCUCAGUGAAUACCAGGAGUUGCUGGACGUGAAGCUUGCUUUGGAUAUGGAGAUCAAUGCAUACAGGAAACUGCUGGAGGGAGAGGAGCACAGACUGAAGCUGUCCCCCAGCCCACCUAGAGUCACUGUUUCCAGGCUAACCGGAUCUUCCUCCUCCCGCUCCUCCAAGAGGAAGAGAGUGGAGGCGGAGGCUAAGGAUGUGCCAGAGAUGGGCAGAGGAGAGGGUCAGCUGCUGGUGUCUGAAGAAGCCACAGCUAGCGGAGCAGUCACCAUAUCACCCACUGACAUGGAUGGAAACGCGGUCACACUGGCCAAUGAAACCGAGCAGGACCAGCCGUUGGGCAACUGGAGGUUGAAGAGACAGGUUGACAAUGGCGAAGAGAUCAUCUACAAGUUUUCCCCAAAGUUUGUCCUUAAGGCCGGACAGUCAGUCACGGUUUGGUCUGCUGAUGCUGGUGUGGCCCACAGUCCACCAACUGACCUGUUGUGGAAGAGUCAGACUUCCUGGGGCACAGGAAAUGACAUGGUUACCACUUUGAUCAACGCUGAUGGCGAGGAGGUGGCCAGACGGAGCGUAACCAAGACUGAGAUGGAGGUAGAGAAUGGAGAGGAAGAGGAGGAGGAGGAGGCACAAACGGGAAAAGUGUCAUCCAGAGAGUGUGCCAUUAUGUGAAGCCUUCCCCCUCUGCUGGCUUUCACUUCCCCAUUAUAUCUAUUUUUCUCUAGAGCCACUCAGAUAUGAUGUUAUCCAUUGCCUCAUUGUUAUGUGUUUUUUAUUCUUCAAGACAAUAUAAGAAUUUUUGGACUUAUGGACUCUUUCUACUGCCCUCCACAUUUCUGGACCUGCUUUGAUGAAUCAUUUUCCUAAAUAUUAACUAGCCAAGUCUGUGGAUCAUGAUGACGAUGGAUCCUAAUAUUCAGUCAGACUGUGGUGUUGAAGCUGAAUAUUUCCCACCCUUAUUACUAACAGUAAUCUACAUGUCGAUGAUUUAUUCCACCGGCUUGUCUUUCAUUCAUCUGCGAUUCGUUCAUCUUUCAUGCACAGUAGAACACAAUCUGUGACCCUGUUGUGUGACUUUUCGAGAUAAAGGACCUCCGCUGUAUAGCCAUUGAUAUGAUGAAUUCAAAACGUUGAACAAGUAAUGAGCAAGUCUUAAUUGGAUUUUGGAGAACAUUUUUUUACUCCAAAAUCUAGACUUUUAAGUGUUGCCCAUUUAGUACAAUAUGUGUGGUUACGGAUAGAUUUUUUUCAAGGUUUUUAUUUAUGUCUUCCGCUUCAAGGUCAAGUCUGUUUUAUUCAUAUAGGCCAAAUGUCAUGAAUCACAAAUUUGCCUCAAGAGGCGUUACAGUCUUUACAGCAUGCGACACCUUCUGCCCUUAGAAUUCAAAUCAGGAACUGAUUUUGCGAAUUGAACAUGAUUGAAUGAAUGCUUGUAAAUUUGGUGCUGGUGGGCAGUCAAAUGUCUUAAAGCUUGGACUUCAGAUCAGCACAUCUGAACUCCAAACCUUUGGGACACACUUGGUUGUAAUGAGCUGUUGCUAGUACCAGUGGGAGCUCCCUGAAGAAGGGCCAACUCAUCUUGAAAAGAAACACUACAGGUUAAUUUUGACUGACAGCCUCUGAUUUCUGAUGUUAUCUGUGCGGUCUGUAGUGGAAAGAAAAUUUGCUCAGUAGCCCCGUUUGCAUAGCCUGUUCAAGGCGGGAAUGUUGCGCCAUUAUUUCAGCUCGCCAUUCUGUAUAAAAAAAAGUACAAACACAAAAUACAAGGGCAUUGUUUUUACGCCGGCAGCAGAGGUAAUAACAGAGCCAAAUCCAUAUCCGUUGUUACACAUCGCUUCUUUUGCUUCCAUGACGCCGGCAUGCUUUCUUAAGUCACACACUGGGGGCAGCGUCAUUUGGGUCAGUGUAUAAAAAGCGAAACCAGCGUAAUGGCAGAUCUUAUUUAUGGCAGUAUUGCAGAACCUCUUUUUAAAAAGGGCUUCUGACUCCUCCGUGCAGCCCGACAAAUCUUUGAGCCUCAAAAUAUUAACGUGAGCAAUUUUAUUUUAUUUUUUUGAGAAUACUGUAAGCUGUUUGACGAUCUGUUGUGCAGAGGGGCGAGUCUGUAUCAGUGGUCAGUUAGUAAAAAUAUUAAAAAAUAUUGGAAUGAAAACCUUUAAUGCACACUAAAAUGUGAAGUGUAACCUGCUUCAGGAACAGGUCUCUUAGCUGAUGUGUAACCGUUGAUUGUAAUGAGACGCUCAACAGUGACGAGCAGGGACAGCAUCUCCUGUGUGAAAUGGGAGUUGUGUUAGUAAGUAGCUUUACAGCCAUAAAACUAGUUAAAAAUCUCGAUUUUGUGUUCGCAUCAGCUCUGUUGGAAUAUUAGUCACCAGGUCGUCUGCUUGGAUCAUCACGGGGCAGACUUUUCUGCUUGAACAGUGCAAAAGCGGCAUGACUGCUCUAUCUGAUGGAUGUGGGUUGUGGGCCACUGAAAUAAUGUGCAUAAAAGGAACGCCUUGUGACUGGCAGAACAUUGUACGCACAAGUAAAAGAGUGAAAGCAACACUAUGAUAACAUGAGGUGAUACUCUGAUUGAGUGCAUUAUCUCCGUCUCUGUAGCCUUUUUGUUAUUACAAUGUACGAGUGUUGCUCUCACACCUUGUGUGCCAUCUUGGGAAACUCCAUUUUUCUAGUGUGUCUAUGCUGUGCUUUACAUAGCUAGUUUUUUGUUUGUUUUUUUUUAAUAGAGUGCUUGUCUAUGUAUAAUCAAUUUGUUUACACAAGAUAUUUCUUUUAUUAUUUAGCGUUAAGGAUUUCUGGGAUGAUUAAGGUUGGGUGUUUAUUACCUUAAAUAUAUUUCAGGAUUCUGAGAAAACGAUACCGAACACUACUCCCUGCAGUGUUUGGCAGUGAGUUUAAAUGUGUCACCUGGUCAGUGACUUUCAUAUUGGCAAAAGCAACAACUUUUUGUCUCGUAAUUGAUAAGUGACCAUCUUUAAAGCCUGACAUUUUUAGGCUAAACUGACUAUUAAGUUAAUACUGAUCUGAUUUUGAUCGUUGUAAGGCUCUGAAUUGUGAUGGUGAUUCAGUCCCUCCAGGAAAUUUCUGGAUUCAACCCACAAGAAUGAAUGCUUAUUUAACUGA